GUCGCUCCCUGGGGCUGAGAGCAGCAGCCGCCUCGCAGCGUGCGGCCAUGGGGCUGUCGGAUGAAUCGAGGCGGCUGCCCAUCUGCAGCGAGGGAUGGGGGCGGGAGCCGGUGCGCCCCCAGCCCCUGGGGGCAGUGCGGAAAGCCGUUGGAAUGCUGCCCGAGGGCUAACCGGGGGCCGCAUGGAGGCGGCUGCGUGCGGAGGAGCCCGGCCCAGGAGGUGUGCCGGCUGGGGCCAAGGGACACACAGGCACUGCUGUCUGCAACUCAGGCAAUGGAGCUGCGGAAGUGUGACUACCACGUGGAACGGCCGUUGCUGAACCAGGAGCAGCUGGAGGAGCUGGGGCACUGGAGCUCAAAGCCUGGGACCCAACAGUGGCGAGUCUGGUUUCAGUGCUCCCGAGCUCGAGCCCGUGCCCUUCUGCUCCAAUACCUCCCGGUUUUGGCCUGGUUACCCAGGUAUCCUGUGCGUGACUGGCUCCUGGGUGACUUGUUAUCUGGCCUGAGUGUUGCCAUCAUGCAGCUUCCACAGGGCUUGGCCUACGCCCUCCUGGCUGGCUUGCCCCCUGUGUUUGGCCUCUACAGCUCGUUCUACCCUGUCUUCAUCUACUUCCUGUUUGGUACUUCCCGGCACAUCUCUGUGGGGACUUUUGCUGUCAUGUCUGUAAUGGUGGGCAGUGUGACAGAAUCCCUGGCCCCAGACGAAGACUUCGUGCAGGACGUGAACUCCACGGUUAAUGAGGAGGCCAGAGACGCCACCCGGGUGCAGCUGGCCUCCACGCUCAGUGUCCUGGUUGGACUCUGCCAGGUAGCGCUGGGCUUGGUCCACUUCGGCUUCGUGGUCACCUACCUGUCAGAGCCUCUGGUCCGCAGCUAUACCACAGCUGCGUCUGUGCAGGUCUUUGUCUCGCAGCUCAAGUAUGUGUUUGGCCUCCAUCUGAGCAGCCGCUCUGGGCCACUGUCCCUCAUCUAUACAGUGCUGGAGGUCUGCUGGGAGCUGCCCCACAGUGUGGUGGGCACCGUGGUCACUGCAGUUGUGGCAGGGGUGGUGCUCGUGCUAUUGAAGCUCUUGAAUGACAAGCUGCAGCGACAUCUGCCUCUGCCAAUACCCGGGGAACUGCUUACGCUCAUUGGGGCCACAGGCAUCUCCUAUGGCGUGGGCCUGAAGGACAGAUUUAAGGUGGAUGUUGUGGGCAACAUCCCUGCUGGGCUGGUCCCCCCAGUGGCCCCCAACACCCAGCUGUUUGCGAAGCUUGUGGGAAAUGCCUUCGCCAUUGCUGUGGUUGGGUUUGCCAUUGCCAUCUCGCUGGGGAAGAUCUUCGCCCUGAGGCAUGGCUACCGUGUGGACAGCAACCAGGAGCUGGUGGCCCUUGGCCUCAGUAACCUCACUGGGGGCUUCUUCCAGUGCUUCCCCGUGAGUUGCUCUAUGUCUCGGAGCCUGGUACAGGAGUGCACCGGGGGCAACACGCAGGUUGCUGGAGCUGUCUCUUCCCUUUUCAUCCUCCUCGUCAUUGUGAAGCUUGGGGAACUCUUUCAAGACCUGCCCAGGGCAGUCCUGGCAGCCGUCAUUAUCGUGAACCUAAAGGGCAUGCUGAAGCAGUUCUCUGACAUAUGCUCUCUCUGGAAGACAAAUCGAAUGGAUCUGCUUAUCUGGCUGGUGACCUUUGUGGCCACCAUCCUGUUGGACCUGGAUCUUGGCCUGGCGGUUGCGGUCAUCUUCUCCCUGCUGCUCGUGGUGGUCCGAACGCAGCUACCCUACUACUCUGUCCUGGGGCAGGUGCCAGACACAGAUAUUUACAUAGAUGUGGCAGAGUACUCAGAGGCCAGGGAGGUCCCAGGCGUGAAGGUCUUCCGCUCCUCAGCCACCGUGUACUUUGCCAAUGCUGAGCUCUACAGUGACGCACUGAAGCAGAGGUGCGGUGUGGAUGUCGACCACCUCAUCUCCCAGAAGAAGAAGCUGCUCAGGAAGCAGCAGCUAAAGCUGAAGCGCCUGGGGAAAGAGAAGCAGCUCCAGGAACAGGCUGCUUCCUCCAAGCGCACUUCAGUUUCCAUCAGUGUCAACACCAGCCAGGGAGACAUCAAGAGCAACAACGUGGAGGAACCCAAGGCCAAGCAGGUGAACACAGAGGAUGGGCUGAAGGACACAGUGGUUAGUGAUCAGGAAGAUGCCAAGGCCCCAGAUGUGUUCACACUGAAGGCCCUGGGUCUGCCCCAACCAGAUUUCCACAGCCUCAUCUUGGACCUGAGCGCCCUUUCUUUCGUGGACACUGUGUGCCUCAAGAGCCUGAAGAAUAUUUUCCAUGACUUCCGGGAGAUCGAGGUGGAGGUGUACAUGGCGGCCUGCCACAGCCCUGUGGUCACCCAACUGGAGGCUGGGCACUUCUUUGAUGCAUCCAUCACUAAGCAGCAUCUCUUUGCCUCUGUCCAUGAUGCUGUCACCUUCGCUGUCCAGCAUCCGAGGUCUAGCCCCAUCAACCCCGUUUUGGUCACCAAACUCUGACUGUGCUGCCACCCUGCCUGAGACCUCCCACCUCUGGAGGUUGUGAUGGGGCACCCUUGAGAAGCCUCCCACCACUGGACCACCUCCAGGUGCCACCCAGGAGUCCCCUCCGUGUACACACACACACACACACACACAACUCAGGGAUGGAGGUCCUGGGACUCCAAGUUCAGAGCUGCAGGCCUGGUUCGAGUACUGCAGUCAGGCUGGCACUGGCAGGUGUUGAGAGGGAACCGAGGUGUAUUUUCAGCCUCAGGAAUAAAGAUUUG
Cynocephalus volans (Philippine flying lemur) is the source of this 2768-nucleotide messenger RNA. It is a transcript of the gene SLC26A6, whose product is annotated as solute carrier family 26 member 6. Gene Ontology annotation, cellular component: plasma membrane. The record is from RefSeq and is a predicted model, not a curated record. The coding region runs from base 61 to 2499 and encodes 812 amino acids. Gene Ontology annotation, molecular function: oxalate transmembrane transporter activity; chloride transmembrane transporter activity; bicarbonate transmembrane transporter activity. Gene Ontology annotation, biological process: transmembrane transport. The transcript has 22 exons. Lineage: Eukaryota; Metazoa; Chordata; Mammalia; Dermoptera; Cynocephalidae.